AUGUUCAAACAGAAGAAGAAUAGUGCAGACGCCAACAUUGCCGGUUCCCCUUUGAAAAACCUUGUUCGUCCCACUUCUGCCACUCCCCAGUCGAACUCAAGCCAACCCGCACCUGGCCCCUCCGCCAACAUACCUUCCUCGUCUUCUUCGCAACAAUCGGCAUCAAAUGUCUCACAUCCCAACCAAGUGCAACUAGGCGGGUCGGGGCUGCUUCUCAUUAGGGUAGUUGAGGCUCGUAACCUUGUGUCUGCAAAUGGCACACCUCUACAGAUUACCAGUGCCACGGCUGGAGAUGUAACGAGACUUCCCUACGUCGUCAUCGAUUUUGACAAGAAUGAAAUUCUGGUGACUGCAAAAGACGGAAAUCCCGCAACAAAGACAGUAAUUUGGGGGCAUCGUGCGCACUUCGAUGUGAGCCGUGAGGCAGAAGUGACAGUUUUAGUGUAUCAACGUGGGGCACAACAAGGCGACGUGCUGCUUGGCAGUGUUCGGGUAAAGCCCCUGCUGAUUGACGGGAAGCUACAGGACCAAUGGUAUCCUCUUCAAGCGGAUUCCACAGGAGGAGAGCAAGCUGGAACGCUGGGUGAAAUUCAUUUGCAAUUCCACUUCAAGAAAAGCGGGCAAAACAAAUCACUGACCAUCGAUGACUUUGAGCUCCUAAAAGUUAUCGGCAAAGGAUCGUUUGGAAAAGUUAUGCAAGUCCGCAAACGUGACACCAACCGAAUCUACGCCAUGAAAAUCAUUCGCAAGUCCCACAUUGUCGAACGGGCUGAAGUAGCCCACACUUUGGCCGAACGCACAGUCCUCGCCAAACUGUCUCACCCUUUUAUUGUUCCCUUGAAAUUCUCCUUUCAAACCCCAGAUAAACUAUACCUUGUGCUCGCUUUUGUAAACGGCGGUGAACUGUUCCAUCAUCUUCAGAAAGAGGGCAAGUUUUCGGAAGACAGGGCAAAGUUUUAUACUGCCGAACUCUUGAGCGCGCUCGAGUGCCUCCACGGAUACAACAUCAUAUACCGCGAUCUCAAGCCCGAGAACAUCUUGCUGGACUAUACAGGUCAUAUUGCGUUGUGUGAUUUCGGUCUAUGCAAACUCAAUAUGAAAGAUGGCAACAAGACAAACACGUUCUGUGGAACCCCCGAGUAUCUUGCACCUGAACUGCUCAUCGGGCAAGGAUAUACCAAGGUGGUAGAUUGGUGGACAAUUGGCAUAUUGCUAUACGAAAUGAUGACAGGACUGCCACCUUUCUACGACGAGAAUACAAACGAGAUGUAUAAAAAGAUAUUGUCCGAUGAGCUGCGGUUCCCCGAUGAGAUGAGUUCGGUGGCAAAGGAUUUGUUAAGACAGCUUCUCAACCGCGAUCCAGCAAAACGGCUUGGUGCCAACGGUGCAGAUGAAAUCAAACGUCAUCCAUUCUUCGCCGACAUUAACUGGGCUCGUCUUCUCGCUCGCAAAUAUCCUCCACCUUUCCGCCCCAAUGUGACCUCUGCUGUAGAUACCUCCAACUUUGACGAAGAAUUUACAUCAGAGGUCCCUCAAGACUCUCUUGUUGAGCCAUCGUCACACUUAACUGAAGAUGUUCAGCAGCAAUUCGUGGGCUUCUCUUACCAGGCUCAGGAGGGAAUUGCUGGGUCGGUCGGCGGUGUGAAUGGAGGAAGUUUGAUUGCACCAAACAAGUUGCAUAGUGUUGCGGGAAGCUUUAGGAUGCCCGGAGCGGCAAGGAGAGGGAUUUGA
This is a messenger RNA of Spizellomyces punctatus DAOM BR117, 1731 nucleotides long. RefSeq names its product AGC/AKT protein kinase. The transcript has 4 exons. Lineage: Eukaryota; Fungi; Chytridiomycota; Chytridiomycetes; Spizellomycetales; Spizellomycetaceae. Gene Ontology annotation, biological process: protein phosphorylation. The record is from RefSeq and is a predicted model, not a curated record. Bases 1 to 1731 code for a protein of 576 amino acids. Gene Ontology annotation, molecular function: protein serine/threonine kinase activity; ATP binding.